This is a messenger RNA of Eimeria mitis, 2004 nucleotides long. RefSeq lists its product as uncharacterized. The record is from RefSeq and is a predicted model, not a curated record. The transcript has 6 exons. NCBI's taxonomy places the organism in Eukaryota, Apicomplexa, Conoidasida, Eucoccidiorida, Eimeriidae. The coding region runs from base 1 to 2004 and encodes 667 amino acids.
AUGAGCAGACAGCCCUACAGAGCAGUUUCACCUGCAGCAGCAGCAGCAGCAACUGCAGCAGCAGCAGCAGCAACAACAGCAACAGCAGCAGCAGCAGCAGCAGCAGCAGCAGCAGCAGAAGCAGAAGCAGGAAGCACAGGGUCUGUGGCCAGGCAGCUGGACGCGGAGACAGCCCUUCAGAGCAAUUUCACCUGCAGCAGCAGCAGCAGCAACUGCAGCAGCAGCAGCAACAACAACAGCAACAGCAGCAGCAGCAGCAGCAGCAGCAGAAGCAGAAGCAGGAAGCACAGGGUCUGUGGCCAGGCAGCUGCUGCUGUCAGAGGCAGCAGCAGCAGCAGCAAAGACAUCCAUUCGCAACGCAGCAGCUGCAGCAGCAGCAACAGCAACAGCAGCAGCAGCAGGAAGAGAAGCAACAACAGCGCAUCUCAGCAGCAGACGCUGCGGCGAAGAACUGCAGCAGCAGCAACUGCGAAGGAGCAGCAGCAGCAGCAGCAACAGCAGCAGCUGCAGCCCCCUCCUCUUCCUCCUCCCCUGCAACAGCAGCAGCAGCAGCAGCAGCACCAGCAGCAGCAGCAGCAGCAGCAGCAGCAAGAGGAAUAUCUAGUGCAGCGGAUCUCAGCAGCAGACGCUGCGGCGAAGACCUGCAGCAGCAGCAACUGCGAAGGAUCAGCAGCAGCAGCAGCAACAGCAGCAGCAGUAGCCCCCUCCUCUUCCUCCUCCCCUGCAGCAGCAGCAGCAGCAGCAGCACCAGCAGCAGCAGCAGCAGCAGCAGCAGCAAGAGGAAUAUCUAGUGAUAUUGGUAUAUUCCGCAGCAGCAUAUUGCGCGCAUUGACUUGGCGUUGUUCUUCUUUAUGUGAGGCAGAUGUAAAUAAACUUGCUGCUGCUGCUGCUGCUGCUGCUCCUUCAUCUGCUGCUGCUGCUGCUGCUGCUGCUGCUGCUGCUAUUCCUGGUGUCUCCGUUUGUCUCGCUCAUCAUAUCUCCUCAAGGGCCCUUCACUUUGCUCUCCCUCGUGCUGCUGCUCUGGCGCAGCAAGUUGCUGCUGCAACAGCAGCAGAGGCUGCAGCAGCAGAAGCAACAGCAGCAGCAGCAGCAGCAGCAGCAGCAGCAGCAGCACCUGCUGCUGCUCCUGCUGCUGCUCAAAGCAGCACAGGUGCACCAACAACAGUCGCAGCAAACGUAUCCUCUCUAACCAAGCCAGCAGCAGCAACAACAGCAGCAGCAACAGCAGCAACAGCAGCAGCAACAGCAGCAACAGCAGCAGCAGCAGCAAGAGCCGCAGCAGCAAAAGCAGCACGAGCUGCUGAUCGUGCUGCAUGGGUAUUAGCAGCAGCAUCAGAGUCACUGGGUGAGGCUGCUGCUGCUGCUGCAGUAGCAGCAGCAGCAAAGAAUGUUGCUGCUGCAGACACAGGGGCGCAGCUGCUGCAGCUGCUGCAGCUGCUGCAGCAGCUGCUGCUGAUGGAAGCUCGCCUCGAUACAGGGGCGCAGCUGCUGCAGCUGCUGCAGCUGCUGCAGCAGCUGCUGCUGAUGGAAGCUCGCCUCGAUAUAUACACGCAGCAGCUGAUUGACCUGAUAGCAGUUGCUGCUGCAUCUGCUGCAGCAACAAAACCCUCAGCAGCAGCAGCAGCAGCAGCAGCAGCAAUAGCAGCAGGAGCAGGACCAGGAUCCUCCUCCUCAGCAUCAACAGCAGCAGCAGCAGCAGCAGCAGCAGCAGCAGCAGCAGAUACACUCGCGCUGCUGCCUGACGGCUUCUUUACUGCUCUCGUGCAGGCGUUGGGGAAGCAGCAAGCGAAGGCAGCAAACGUGCUGCUGCAGCAAGACCUCCUAGAGGUCAAGCUCCUGCUGCUGCUGCUGCUGCUGCUGCUGCUGCUGCUGUUGCUUGUCUGGGUAACUCCGCUCUACACCGCAGCAGCAGCAGCAGCAGCAGCAGCAGCAGCAGCAGCAGCAGUUUAUCUCAUUUUGCCUGCGGCCAGCUGCUGCUGGGGUUCUAUCGUCUUCGUUAUGUGA